Lotus japonicus is the source of this 804-nucleotide messenger RNA. RefSeq lists its product as uncharacterized. The record is from RefSeq and is a predicted model, not a curated record. NCBI's taxonomy places the organism in Eukaryota, Viridiplantae, Streptophyta, Magnoliopsida, Fabales, Fabaceae.
AUGGCGAUGAACAAAAAUAAUAAUGCCAAUAACGGUUUGACUUUAAUUUACCUUGUGGAAGGAUGCUUAACCAUGAUAAAAUCACAUCAAGAGAGAAACGACUUCAGGUACGAUUGGAUAAUCCGAACUCGAGUAGAUGGGUAUUGGAAUGCUCCAUUGAGACCUAAAAACUUUGUUCCGAGUCAGUACUUGAUUCCAUCCGGAUCCUCAUAUGGUGCACUCAACGAUCGUUUAGAAUUGGGAGACCUCAUAACUUCAACGGUGGCCUUGUCUCGACUAUCUCUCAUUCCUGCUUUAGACUCUGCUGAUUUCACCGAGCUCAACUCAGAAGCGACCUUCAAAGCCCAACUCGCCACGAAAAAGGUGAGCUACCACAAACCGCCUCCCUUUUGCAUCGUCUAGGACCAGAGCUACGAUUUCUCGCCGGGCUCGUACGCCGUGCCGGUGGCGGCGCUGUCGAGCCCCGGUCCGCUGAGCGGAGCAAAGCGCCGACCGACGUGCAAGCUGGUUUGUACAGGCGCGUGCGUGGAUAAGGUGAUGGCGGUUGUUGAGAAGGGGUGGAGCUGGACCGAUUGGGGCGGCGGGGAACUUGAGCUUUGCAAUGCUCAUGAAAGCUGGGAAAACGGCUGGGAGAAUAUUUUUGAUAGAGUUACUAGAAAGAAAUUUGCGGCGAUUAGGAAGCAGGUUCAUUCUAUGAAAUUUGAUGAUUGCGUUAACAAUUUCAACGAGUUCAAAAAACAUGCUGCAUAUUGGGAUGCACCUUCUGUAGAAGAAAUUUGUACAUUAGGUUUGAAACGAACUUAG